Hypoxylon trugodes is the source of this 4312-nucleotide messenger RNA. Its product is annotated as regulator of V-ATPase in vacuolar membrane protein. Gene Ontology annotation, biological process: vacuolar acidification. The transcript is spliced from 7 exons. The record is from RefSeq and is a predicted model, not a curated record. Lineage: Eukaryota; Fungi; Ascomycota; Sordariomycetes; Xylariales; Hypoxylaceae. Gene Ontology annotation, molecular function: protein binding. Gene Ontology annotation, cellular component: RAVE complex. Bases 356 to 4312 code for a protein of 1318 amino acids.
AACCAACGCGAGUUCCCAUUGUAGCGACGACAUCUGACUACCAGGAGAGCACCUGACGUUUUCCAGCCCUCCCAUCAGAGCUACAUCUACUUAACAUACUUUGGCUCAUCCUCUCUGAUCUUUAACUAAUUUAGUAAAGCUUCCAUGUGCCGAUCGGGCUAAUUACACCAAAACCAGAACCAAUCAUCGCAUCAGGUGCUGAAAGCUCUCAAGGGAACGAGAAGAGCUAUUUCGAGAAUAUCGAACCAAACGAAAUAAAACAAUUUGUCCUAAUAUUACAAACACGAACCGUCGCCUCACCUUCGAGUCCAUGAAUCCUUAGAAAUGUUCUUCUCGAUUGACCUGCGACGGUAGUAUGAAGGCGAUCCUUCCAGGCCAGCCCGAAGCUAGUCUUCAAGCUGUGUCGACGGGUUAUUGGGACGGCAAGCGCGUCAUCGUUUAUAUAACCGGGAAUGCCCUCGCGAUCCUCUCCGACCCCGAAACCAUCCUCCAAACCAUAUACGACGAUGACGAACAUAAACUCGAGGCAGUCUCCUUUGAUGAGUCCUCUGGAAAGAUAGCUGCUUGUACGGAUGCUACUGUGAGGAUAUAUAGACCUCUGAGCCAUGGCGAUGAUGGAGGCUCGCCUAAGUGGGCGUUACAAACAUGUUUCGAAGUUAGUCGAGGUUCAACACCCUUAACGCUAUCAUGGGGAAGCUCCGAAGAGCUCCUCAUCGGACGAUCCUCUCUAUGGCUCUACGACACGACUUCUACACCUGCCUCUUGUCAUUGGCAACAGGAAUUAGCUAGUCCCGUGAAAGCUGCGAACCUCUCUUAUGACUCGGCGUACAUCGCAUCCAUCGGAUAUCACGAUCGCCUCGUAAAAGUAUGGCGGAGAUUAAAUUUCGGCUCCGAAGAAGUUCAUUUCGAUUUUACAUACUUGCCACACCCCCGAGCCGUUACAGGCAUACAAUGGCGCAAGCCAUUCCACGUGGACCAGACGAUGGAAAAUGUUCUCUAUACGUUUUGCGUCGAUAAUAUUAUGCGAGUCUGGACUGGCGCGGACGGUUCCGGCUGCCAAUCAUUGCGCCAAUGGGGUAAGUUGGACCUAGCGGCUGCGAUACGGAAUGAACAUGAGACAGUGAAGCACAACAUGCGAUGGGCCUUCAUCCUUGGCCAACGAGAUCUUGCCAACGCCGCCGAAAGAGCUGUACAAGAACGAAGUGAUGGGCAAGAAAAGGACGAUGUCGCGUUACAGUACUUAUUAUCUAUCGCAAACAGAGAUACUGAAAUUUGCGUCGUCUUUGAUGGACGAGGGAGUAUGUCAUCGUGGGCCUUAGAGAAUAUAAGUAGCAAAUCCCGAGGCGUCGAAAAUGUGGAUAAUGUUGCAUUUGUCAAGUCAAAAGACUUUGAUUUCCUCGGAUCGUCAUCCGGGGAAUCACACGUCGAGAUUCUCAGCUAUUGCAAUAAGAACGCUGGGAAUUUGCAUAUGCUAUUUCACCAUUUUAAUGGAAAGGUGGAAGUGUUUGAGAGCAACAUAGCGGAUUUUCUCGACCCGACUUCUCACGCAAAGAACCGCUUAAUCCCUCGCGCAAGCUGGUCUGGACAUUCGGCUUCGAUCAAGAAAAUUGUGCGUAAUUUCAGCGGCCGCGCGAUCGUAUCAAGGACUGAACAAGGUGAAAGUAUUGUCUGGCGGCAUGCCACUGGCCCAUCACGAACAAGACUGUUACGCCAUAAUGUCAUUCCAGAGAAGCGACAUAUACAUCGAAUAUGUUUAAUCAGAGGCGGCAGAUUUGUUGUUUUCCUACAUCAUGGCAGCAUCUCCGUCUGGGAUUGCGCUUCUUCGACUCAUACACUACUUGCUGAGUGUAAAUAUCAAGUCCAUGGCAAGCCUCUUUGCAUCCUUGUGUUACCUCGUGAGCGAGCCGAUGAUGAUUCCGUCGCACACAUCGCAACUGUUACGUCGGAGCAGCAGGGAAUAGUUUGGGAACUUCAUUUACCCUUGAAGAAUGCUACUGCUCCCAAGACACAUAUCAACGGUCAUGAAAGUAGCCUUCGAGAAUUCUGCACAUUCAAGCUGCAAGAUGCUGGAGACCUUGCUUAUGUUUUACCAGUUGACCCUGCAGGUUCCUCGCCUGUGAUAUCGGGUUUCUUGGACGUUUUUGCCCGCGACGUUGCGGUGUCGUAUACACAUGGCGGAUGUGUUGAGUUUUGGACCGCAAGAGUGUCCCGAGAACGAACUCGGGUGGAGUGGCUUUCAACGUCCUCGAUGGAGACAGGUGUGUCGGAACCCGCGUUAGUCAGCGGUAGUACAAUGAAAAAAGCCGCCCUUGUGAACAAGGAUCGAUCGGAAUUAACCAUUUGGGAUAUUCGAGGUGCUCGAUUGGAGUACAAGCAAGAUUUUGAGAAUAAUAAUACAGUACAGGAUCUUGAUUGGACUUCUACGCCAGACUCGCAGUCGAUCUUGGCUGUUGGCUUCCCGUAUCGUAUUAUUUUACUCUCGCAAAUGCGCUUCGACUAUUUGAAUAAAGGACCUGCUUGGGCGCCCAUUCGCGAAAUCAGUAUUCGAGAUUUCACACCUCAUCCGAUUGGUGAUUCAACCUGGCUUAGCGACGGCAAUUUGAUCAUUGGUGCAGGUAAUCAACUAUUCUUAUAUGACCGGACAUUCGAGACUACCGACCGACUCAUCUCAAGCGCACGCGUGCCUCACCGUAAAGAUGGUACUAGAGAUUUAUUUGAUGUCAUUCAAAGAUUGAAUGGUCCGUUGCCAGUUUUCCAUCCUCAAUUUCUUAGCCAGUGUAUAUUAGCGGGAAAGCAUACUGUGGUCCGACGCAUACUAUUGGCCUUGCACCAUACUCUACGGUUCCAUGUAGAAGGAGACGCGAUAGAUGAUUAUCUAGGUCUUGACCUAGCUGAGUUCUAUAUUGGCAAGAUCGCGUCAAUGUCUACCAACGGAAACGGCUCGUAUCUCGUUUCUCAGGCAUCAUUUGAUGAUGGUGAAGAGGCUUUUACAGAAGAAAUCGCUCUAUCUAUCUGCGAAAACCUUCAAAAAGUAACUGUGCCGCAACUAUCGGGGCAUGAGCAGAUCCAGUUGCUUGACAUCGUUGAAUGUUCUGGAGUGGUCGAAAAACAACGGCGCUCAAUGGACGAGAACGGGUCUAGAUUUAUGUUAUUCUUCCGACAACAUGCGCUAAGAAAGGGAAGGACUAAUGAAAUCCACAUGUCGUGGAGGGAAAUUAAUUGGGCCUAUCAUUCCACCAGCCAGGAUAUACUGACUGAUUUCGUGUCACGUCAGUACCAUGGUACUAUGUUGUGGGAAAAUGCAAGGGAAAGCGGCAUGUUUAUGUGGCUUACGGAUGAAGCCGCAGUAAAAACCCAAUUCGAAAUUGUAGCUCGUAAUGAGUACACGAAGAGUGAAGUGAAGAACCCUGUGGAUUGCAGUCUUUUUUACCUUGCCUUGAAGAAAAAGACCGUCCUUCAAGGCCUAUGGCGAAUGGCAAGUUGGAAUAGAGAGCAAGGAGCAACGCAGCGAUUACUUGCAAACAAUUUCGAUGACCCUAAAUGGAAAACGACGGCAUUGAAGAAUGCCUAUGCUCUUCUUAGCAAGCGUCGUUUCGAAUACGCUGCUGCUUUUUUCCUCCUUGCAGACCACCUACAAGAUGCCGUGAAUGUUUGUCUCAGCCAGAUCAAGGAUCUCCAACUUGCUAUCGCUAUCACUAGAGUGUAUGAAGGUGAUAAUGGACCAACAUUAAAGAAGCUACUUGAGAACGAAGUCCUCGCUGUCGCAGCCCAAGAAGGUAAUCGAUGGCUCGCAUCAUGGGCUUUCUGGAUGCUGAAACGGAGGGAUAUGUCGGUUCGAGCCCUAAUUACACCUGUUUACACGCUACUCGAGACACCAGUUUCCUCAGACAACCUAAAAGCAAAAUCUUUCUUAACAGAUGACCCAGCAUUAGUUGUAUUAUAUUCGCAACUUCGACAAAAGACUUUACAGACCCUUCAUGGGGCAUCAAAAGUGACGCCAAGAACAGAGUGGGAAUUCGUUUUACAUAAUGCUAGACUCUAUGACCGUAUGGGUUGCGAUCUAUUGGGUCUUGAUCUGGUCCGCAACUGGGAAUUUCUUCGACACACAUCCCCAACUAUUGCCUCGAAUAUCGGCGGAGACGUAGACCCUAGGAGCCUGCUCCGACGCCGGAGUUCUUUAGUCGUGCAAGACAUGCCUGUCUCAGCGGUCGUUCCGGGCGACAUGAAGACGGGAGGUCAUGGCGUCAAGCCACCGCCAAGCGUUUUCGAGGAGCCGGAUGCGAAUUCGUUGCUUGAUAGCUUUGGGUUUUAA